Messenger RNA from Micropterus dolomieu (smallmouth bass), 1837 nucleotides. RefSeq names its product DnaJ (Hsp40) homolog, subfamily C, member 24 (gene dnajc24). NCBI's taxonomy places the organism in Eukaryota, Metazoa, Chordata, Actinopteri, Centrarchiformes, Centrarchidae. Bases 93 to 749 code for a protein of 218 amino acids. Gene Ontology annotation, molecular function: ferrous iron binding; ATPase activator activity. The transcript has 5 exons. The record is from RefSeq and is a predicted model, not a curated record. Gene Ontology annotation, biological process: positive regulation of ATP-dependent activity.
CACUGGGUUGGUGAACAAAACAUGAGAGCACCUUUUUGGGGUCUGUAGUUGAGUGAGAAGAAGUAACACACUCCAGUGCAGUAGGUGGCGGUAUGCACUUAAAAGUUGUUUGCAAUCCGUCAUCAUUAACUAAGAAGAAGAAGGAGAAGCAGAAGAAUAAGAAGAAUAAGACUCAUAACAUCGUUGAACACUAUGUCGUCUCUCAUGUGACAGAAUUUUACGGGAUGUGUGAGGCUGCAGAGAAAGACCUGUAUGCAGUCCUGGGAGCCAGCCCUUCAGACUCUCUCCAGCAGCUCAGACACCGAUACCAGCAGCUGGCCUUACAGUACCACCCAGACCGUCUUGGAGGUGAGUGUUCUUCAGAAGCAGAGUCUGGUGUGAAGAAGUUUCUAGAAGUUGAUGCAGCGUGGAGGAUCCUUAGUGACCAGAACACCAGGAGACAGUAUGACCUGCAGAGGAGAGUGCGGGAACUGAAACAGGACUGGCCAGUGGAUUCUACAGUCUAUCUGGAGGACAUGACCUGGGACCAGGACGAUUGUGUGUAUACAUACAGCUGUCGCUGUGGAGGAAGAUUCAACAUCUCAGAGGAGGAGGUGAAGGAGGGGACACAGAGGAAGCGGCAGGAAGAUGAAGAGGAAACGGAGGAGGAAGAGCUCAGAGGAGUGUUUAUUUGCUGUGAUACAUGUUCCCUCAGUGUGUACGUCACAUGGUCAUUGCACAGAAAGACUCAAAUGUUAAAAUGCCAAUAAUACUGCUUAUGAUGUCUCUAUAAUAAUAUGAAUACCUUUCACCUUGGACACUGCAAAGCUAAAUAAUUGCGUUAACAUUACCCUUUUUGGAACCAAGUGGAGAGUUUAAGAGACAUCUAAGACUUUGUUCAACAUCUCCAUCACUUCUGUUUAGGGGCCGACGAAGCAAGGCACCAAAGCACCAAUAAAACAGCUCAUUGGCCGAUUCACUAAGGUCAAAGUGUGUGAAUGUUGCUUAGCCAUCCAUCUCUUUGUAAACAGUGGCUUAUCAGCAGUAGUGGAUGUGAACAACCGAUCUCUGACCAGGGACCUGUUCUUCAGCCAUGGGCUGGGUAUCCUAGGCAAAAAAAGAUCAUAUGAAUUCUCAUUCAGCCAUAUAGUUUCUUUGACAUGUAAUCUUAGAUGAAGUGUGAUUAAAGAGAAACUUCAGGAUUGUUAACCAGGAUCAUAUUUUCCCAUGUUUUUGACAGACACAAGUGACAAUUAGUGACACAAUUUGUGUGGAUAUUUUGUAGAGCAAGUGGAAGAGAAAUGAACUUAGACCAGGAUAAGUCAUAUAAACAAAAAACAAGUCUGUGUUCACACCACCAUACAUCCAACUCAGAAUGCCUUGAUUGAUCAGUCAUGAGUCGAUCCAAGUAUUCUGCAGAGUAGGAACCACUCGCAGUUAAAAUAUUUUACCUCAGAAGUGGCGCCAAUGUUAUUCAGACUCUUCAAACCAGAGUGCUAUGAACUACACCAGUAAGAAUGAUAAUGUGGGGGAGAGCUAGCUUGCUAGCCAAAUUUGACAUUACCUAAACAUAAUGCCUCUAUCAUGUCGGUGUUGAAAAUAGUGUUGGUAAUCUGAGUAGGGGAGGCUGGGGAUUGUUGUAACAGUUUUUGUCUCAGCAACUCUUAACCUUUUGUGUUACAGCUCUCAAAAUAUGACACAAUUUGUCUACUACCAAAGCAAUGUUUACCACAUCUCCAACUAUAUCACAGAAUUAAUUAAUUGAUGUCAAAUACAAGGAGUUCCAUUGUUACAACUUGCCCUCUACCGGGUUAAGGUGCAACUUUAAGAGUGAAGAAUAAAACAAAUUGAGACUACA